UCUAGUUCUUCUGUUGGAGGGACAGGACUGUGUGAAUGGGGGAUGGACGUUCCCACAAACACUCAGACGGUUUAUCAAACUCUUUGUCAAAUUUACAUGGUCCAAAGAAAAAAUACAAUGCGAAUGAGAAGAAGAAAUACAAAGCGAAGCCAUAUCAUGUCUUCUAAUGCCACGCACUUCACAUAAGAAGAGACUGUUGAACCCGCACAAGUCUCAGCUGUUGUUUGUAGAGGCGCCCAUCAAUGGACCAAAGCAUGAAUAUGGACCACAACUACGGAGCGCCAUUCAUCCCAGGUCAUUUAUAUCUGAAAAACAACAGCAAAGUGGUGCACCAUGUACCUCUUGGGUGUCUCCACAGUUUAAUUCACUUGAGACCACGACGGUUAGUCGAGGGAAGAGAGCUAACAAGGCAGGUACGAAAAUCACAAACAAGGUGUCAGUUUUGGGUUUACCUCCGGCUAGAAAAACAAGGGGCUGCAAAUAUACUCCCUUGUCCUUUAAUGCAACCACAGGACGUGAAAACCUUCGUAGUUCAUGGACGAAGAAUGAUUGGCUCGUUUCUUCAGACAGCCAUCGCAAGGAACUUCAAGAAACCUCAAGAAGAACUCAGUUUCCUCGAAAAGGGGUGGAGAGGAAGAUGGCUGGACGUAUUACAUCUGCUACCUCCAGGCGUACAUGCGUUUCAUUCCGUAAAAAUGGAAAUGGAAUGAAUAAAGCUUCCAUUCACACACCCAACACAAGCACAGUUCCAGAUCCACCAAAUGUAGAGACGCCAGAAAUGCCACACUUUUCCAGCACUUCUCCAACCAAUGUUCAACAUCUCCUUUUCUCCUCAAAUCAGGCAAAAACUCCUCCACGAACCGAGAACACAAGCAUCCUGGUGAAGGACACGCCUGAGAAAGACUAUGGGCUGAGGGUAACAUGGAGACGAAGGAAAGGACUGAUGAAAUUAUUGAUUGACAAGGGUCAGCUUCUUCUGACAGAUACAGAAGUUACCAAUGAGUGAACAUAGACCACGAGUUAACCGAAACAGUACAUUU
Rhinichthys klamathensis goyatoka is the source of this 1040-nucleotide messenger RNA. RefSeq names its product RAD9-HUS1-RAD1 interacting nuclear orphan 1 (gene rhno1). The transcript has 3 exons. The record is from RefSeq and is a predicted model, not a curated record. NCBI's taxonomy places the organism in Eukaryota, Metazoa, Chordata, Actinopteri, Cypriniformes, Leuciscidae. Bases 167 to 1006 code for a protein of 279 amino acids. Gene Ontology annotation, biological process: recombinational repair; cellular response to ionizing radiation; DNA damage checkpoint signaling. Gene Ontology annotation, cellular component: chromosome; nucleus.